Messenger RNA from Microthlaspi erraticum, 891 nucleotides. The record is from the annotation of a GenBank genome assembly. NCBI's taxonomy places the organism in Eukaryota, Viridiplantae, Streptophyta, Magnoliopsida, Brassicales, Brassicaceae.
AUGGUCCGGUACUCUGAUACUUCCUUUGUUGGUUCGUUAGAGUUAGAGCCGCAUGUUGAGUUUCUCAGUCCUAGCGGUUACAGAGCCAAUGAAACAGAGUUCACUAGAGUAUGGAAUGGAUUAACUCAACGUAUGAUACAAGAAGCGUCCUCUAGCACAGAUGCAACAUGGUCUAGUGCCAAGUACUAUGCAGCUGAUGCAGCCGCCUUGCCUGAUUCACAGGCUCUCUAUGCAGGGAUGCAAUGCACUCCUGAUUUGUCUCCGUCUCAGUGUAAUCUCUGUUUAACCAAAUGUCUUGGUAACUAUCAGAGAUGUUGCCUUAGCCGGCAAGGAGGCUCUGUCGUUAGGCUAAGUUGCGCUUUUCGAGCAGAGUUAUAUCCAUUUUCUGGACUUUUUACUGUUAUGACAGCAAGACCUCUAUCCCAAUCUCAACCGCCGUUAACCAUGACAGAAAGCAAAAAGAAAUCUACGGGAACUAUUGUAGCAAUUGUUGUUCCCAUUGUAGUGGUCAUCACCUUCUUGGUACUGCUUGCUCGCCGAUUUUCUUGGAGGAGAAAACCAUAUCAAGAAACUUGUCUUGAUCAAUCUGGUAUUACGACUGUGCACUCCCUACAGUUUGAUUUUAGGACAAUUGAAGCUGCAACUGACAGAUUUUCACAGACUAACAAGAUAGGUCAAGGUGGAUUUGGUGAAGUUUACAAGGGAACGUUAGUUGGUGGAACAGAAGUUGCAGUGAAGAGGCUGUCAAAAACAUCAGAACAAGGCACACAAGAGUUCAAAAACGAGGUUGUUCUAGUGGCGAAACUUCAGCAUAGGAGCCUUGUCAAGCUUCUUGUCUGGAAAGAGACGAAAAGAUCCUUGUUUAUGAAUUUGUCCCCAACAAAAGCCUAG